Molecule: messenger RNA, 1911 nt
Organism: Lentinula edodes (shiitake mushroom)
Lineage: Eukaryota; Fungi; Basidiomycota; Agaricomycetes; Agaricales; Omphalotaceae
Product: WD40 repeat-like protein
Exons: 8
Coding region: 1-1911 (636 amino acids)
Molecular function (GO): protein binding
Source: RefSeq, a predicted model, not a curated record
AUGACUCCCAGGAUGAUGAAGGCAGCUUCUACAGUCUCAUCCAAACAGCCUCGUGAACGGAUUGUUAACUCCUCAAUGUCUCGCUCACGGAUGGACUUUGCUACACUAGGUCGUGCGCCUCUACGGCUUGGUCUUGGAACACGGCGAGUAACUUCACGCGAUCUUGAAAUUGUCGAGGCAACGGAGCAGCUACUGCAUGUCGAAGUGCCGGAACCGGACGGAGUUGCUUCGAACGUCAGUCUGCUGCGGGGAUUCAACGCGACUAUUCCCAGUGCGGAGCAAAGCAAGUCUCGGAGAAGACAGAUGCGAAGUGUAGAUGCGCCGCAUAUCGGCUUGAAGAAGCUUGGAAUGAACGCUAGAGGGCUGCUAGCGGACGAAGAUGACCAUGAGGGACAGAGUGUAACCAGUGAAGAUGAUGUGGUAAUGGUGCCUCGAUCGGAUGCGACGCUUAGAAAGGGAAAGAGAAGAGGAAGGGAAAGUUUGAGUGCUACAAAGAUGCUUGGGAAGGACGAACUUACGCGUCAAAGGAAGGAGAUUCUUCGCGAUAAGGAGAACAUAAAUAUCAAGCGGAGCUUGGUCAACAAUGAAAUCAUGGAGAUCACCCACAAAAUUGAAGCAUUGGACGACAUACGAACGAAACUUGAACAAGACCUCAUCAAACUUCAGGAAGACGAGUUGGAACUUGACGACGAAUUACAAGGCGUCAAGGAGCGUUUAGAGUUCGAACAGUCAGGCCCGGCUCGAAUGUCCCAAUCGUUCCAGAUACUGCACAGGCCUGCUUUCUUACCCUCUGAACACGACGAGCUACCUCCCGGUGUAGCUUUCAUGACUCUGGACAGUCACACAGCACCAAUAAGCGCUCUUGAUUUCUCAGAACCGUACGGAACUCUCGUCAGCGCAUCUGUAGAAGACUCUCAACCCAUCGUCUGGGAUCUGCUCGCUGGAACAGAGUCCGGUCGUUUACGCGGUCACGUUGGGACUGUCAAGUGCAUCCAGGUCGAAGAUACUGUCUGCGUGACAGGUAGUGAAGAUUGUUCAGUCAGGUUAUGGGAUCUCCGACUUGUGGAUGCUGAUGGAAGUGAUGGGUGGGGAGACGAGGGUGAGAUAGUCAGUUUGAGCGAUGUGGCGGAAGAAGAUAGCAGUGAGGAAGGAACCAAGCCGAAUGGAAUCAGGAAUGGGAUUGGAAAGGAGCAAAAAGAGGAUGUGGCUUGUCUUCGUGUACUUGAAGGACACACAAAGACAGUGACUACGUUGUUCUUCGAAGAUAAUUGCCUGGUCACCGGCGCGUCAGAUAAGACGCUCAGGCAAUGGGAUCUAACAACCGGUCAAUGCGUUAUGACGAUGGACAUCUUGUGGGCUAUAGCGCAUCCGACAUCGAGUACGUUGGCAAAUAACCUUUUUGCUGGUGCCGCUGCUUCUGUAGGCACCUUUGCUUUCCCGAUGCCUCCUCGUGCAGAUGGGAGCUGGGAUAUGUAUGAAGACUACGUUGGUGGUGUUCAGUUCUGGGGUUAUGGACUCGUUAGUGGUAGCGCGGUGACGGUGCUGUACGAAUGUGGGACAGCACAUCGGACAUUAGCUGGACAUUCUGCACCUGUGACAUGCCUUCAGUUUGACGAAGUCCAUAUCGCUAGUGGAAGUUUGGAUAAGACGAUUCAAAUCUGGGAUGUUCGUACUGGAGGGGUAUUCGAAACUCUCAGAUACGACCACCCAGUCACCGCAUUACAAUUCGACACUCGUAAGGUCAUAGCAGCUACUGGCGAGAAUGGCGUAAAGAUCUACAACCGUACUAGUAUGCAGCACUCGACGCUCUUGACCAACGGACACACAAGCCCUGUUGAGAGACUGCGGUACAUGGAUCGCUACCUGGCCACAGGCGGACGCGAUUCUACCGUCAAGGUCUGGUCAUUAUGA